Molecule: messenger RNA, 279 nt
Organism: Drosophila hydei
Lineage: Eukaryota; Metazoa; Arthropoda; Insecta; Diptera; Drosophilidae
Exons: 1
Coding region: 54-239 (61 amino acids)
Source: RefSeq, a predicted model, not a curated record
GCUAACAACACGCUGUCGCGUUUUGCUCUUCCCUUUGCUUUACACUAGUCAACAUGGUUGAAGAACUGACGCCCGUUUAUUUCGCCGUUGGACCCAAUGCUCGUGAAAUCACCUGCCCGUACUGCAAGGUGCUGGCCAAGACACGGCUGGUACGCUCCUGGUUACGCUGCUGCACUAAACGUCAUCAUUGCGGCGCUUGCGGCGAAUAUUUGGGCGUCUACAAGAGACCCCAGCUAUGAGCAACCACAACACUUUUGAGUUUUAUAUAGUAAAAUAAAU